AUGCAGAUUUUCGUUAAAACAUUGACUGGGAAAACGAUCACUUUAGAGGUUAGUGUAAUUUAUUUGGUGACACGUGCGUUCAGAUUAAACGCUUUUACGACUGAUUUAGUUUACGCAAACCAGAGGGAAUGGCCCGUACCGAUAUUUUUAAAACGUUCCAGUAAUGCUAUGGCAAGGAUGUUUUAUUUCCGUACACAUUUACGCUAACUUACUGGUAUUAAGGCUAAAAUGAAAAACUUUGAAUGGUUAAAUUUCCUUCCAACCCCAUACAUAUAAAACUUAUUAUGCGUGCAGCAAUUUCACACAAAUAGUUAACAUGAGUCGAAACAUGUACGCAUAUUGAAUGUAUGGGGCUUUAUGGAAGUCUUACCAGAAUUUUAUCUCAAGUUUACCCUGGCAGGGAGCAACUAUAUUUGUAGGCUAUUAAAUCCCCAAAUUUUAGGUUUCCAUUUUCAGAUUGGUGAUCAAGUCUCACUCAUUAUCUCUAAUCAAGGCAAACUUACUUGUUCUUUAAACUUUAUACUUAUAUGUGCCCCUCUUUCUAUCUAAAACUUAUCUUUCUUGUUCUUUAAACACUUGUCAUGGCUUGCGAGCAACCGAGCAACUUACCUUGCAAGAUGGCUGUAUAGUCUGCAUCUACUACCCACCAAUGUUUUGUCUUUUCUGCCAACUUGAUAAUUAUCAAGGACAGAUCAAGAGGCACACACUGGACUGGCAGUGUAUGCCAGGUCUUUUUUACAUGUCUGUAGUUGCUUGGAAUGUCUCUUUCAUUGCUGACAAGUUGUACAAGUUAUGACUUAAUUUAACGAGCCAAAGGCCCAAACAGCCCGAGCUUAUCCCGGUUUCAUUAGCAUGAAGCACCUAGGACUAUUGCUACUCCCCCCUGGUCGGGAUGCUAGUCCAUCGCAGGGUCAACCCCCAGCAGUAUGUUGCUGGUACCCAUUUAUACACCUGGGUGAAGAGAGACAAAGUGGAGUAAAGUUACUUGCCUAAGGAAACAUCGUGACGGGCAAGGCUUGCACCCCAGACCUCCAAAUCCAGAGUUUGAGAUGUUAACCACUCAGCCACACAUGCCUCCACAUGACUUGUAUACUCUUAUUUAUUUUUUGUAGGUUGAACCUAGCGACUCAAUUGAAAAUGUAAAGACAAAGAUUCAAGACAAAGAGGGUAGGUUGAACUCUGGUUUAAUGUAAAAUAAUUUUUUAGCAAUUUGACAAAAAUAUGUUGGUUGCAUCAUAAAUGACUAGGCAUUUAAUAGGAACUCAUAUGGAAAUCUUUGACUUAUUCAGGUUCCCCUGCAAAAUUACAUUAACGUCUAGUACAGAACAAUAAUUGUUCUGUAUAAGAUUGUAAUCUAAUUUUGCAUUAAAAAAAUUCACGUUUCAGGGCUUGAAAUAAUUUCCCGGCUGGUGCCAGUCAAGUUGUCUGUUCAAACCUAUUUUUGCUCGGAUACAAACGAUUUUGGGCCAGACAAAUGUCUUUCAUCGAGCGUUAUCUGAUUGCAAUUUACAGUAAAAUACAUGCGCACUAUUAUAAAAAUACUUAAUUACAACACUACACACACUCUCCUGAAUUUGCAGUGACAACUUUAUAGAGGACAAAGCAAUAAGUUUUUAACAUGCAACUCCUGGAAAUUGAAAAACGACUGUUUCCACCCCACCGCAAAGUGUUUCUGAAAUUUCGCAUGGUCACAGAUGGCAGAUGGGGCUGUUUUUUGCCAUAAACUUGCAAAUUUACAUGUACAGUACAGCUCAGAGAUAACUGUCCACGUUAACGUGCUUCAAACUAGUUAGCAAGAAGUUUGUUGACGCGAGUCCAUUAAUGUAACACGCUUAACAAAUGGGCUUGCAUUAGAACUGAUUAGUAUGUAUGAGCUAGCGUAUUGUUCCUGGUUUAUUGUUGUCAGAAUAGCCGCAGCAAAAAGCAUAACAUUGUCUACAAGACUCGGUGAAGACUGAAACAAGGUUUCAAUUCUACACAGUAAUCGACUGCUUGAUUUCACAAUACGAAGUAGAACAAAAGACGAACAAACACAAAAUUACUUGAAGACUAAAUUUUCAGUAAUCCUCUAACUUUUCUCAGUCACANCAGAUGGCAGAUGGGGCUGUUUUUUGCCAUAAACUUGCAAAUUUACAUGUACAGUACAGCUCAGAGAUAACUGUCCACGUUAACGUGCUUCAAACUAGUUAGCAAGAAGUUUGUUGACGCGAGUCCAUUAAUGUAACACGCUUAACAAAUGGGCUUGCAUUAGAACUGAUUAGUAUGUAUGAGCUAGCGUAUUGUUCCUGGUUUAUUGUUGUCAGAAUAGCCGCAGCAAAAAGCAUAACAUUGUCUACAAGACUCGGUGAAGACUGAAACAAGGUUUCAAUUCUACACAGUAAUCGACUGCUUGAUUUCACAAUACGAAGUAGAACAAAAGACGAACAAACACAAAAUUACUUGAAGACUAAAUUUUCAGUAAUCCUCUAACUUUUCUCAGUCACAAAAAACUUUCUACUCUAUAAAAUAAUAAAAUAUACUCAGUGUUUAAUUCUUGCGAGAAAUUCCUGAACUAUGCAAAUUCAAGAUACAGUAUCAGUUGACAACUCCUCAGGAAAUUUGCAUCGAUUCACAUGAUUCGGAUGAUACUUUGCGUCAAAACAUUAAUAGAAAAUAUGUUUGAACGGCAUUUUGCAUCAUUGAAAUAGCAGAAGUCGUCAGUUCACCAGUUGAACUUUAAAACAAUCGAUGACUUUAUAUCUGUCAAAUCCACAAUUAAAGGAAGUUUGUGUAAAUAAAUGUUCGAUCAACGGUGUGUAAACAAAGUCUCAAGGCGCUUCUCGUUGCUUUUGUUCUUUUGGCUUGUCUUUCAAAUUCAACUUGCCGAUAUAUUUUUUUCAAUUGCCUGUUUGUGAAUGUCCAUUGGCAUUAUCACAGUUGAAUUUCUGGUCAUCGUUGUCUAUAGUCAGGGUGUCUUUUGUUGGAAACAUUGCUUGUACCUGAAUUGCUGUUUCGCGAUUCGGAAUAGCAUCUCAGUUUGAUAUUUCGCCCUUCGCUUUUUCUGAGACAUGAUUGUGUACAUAAAAGUUUUGCUUUGAAUAUACAUAUAAAGCUUCAGAAAACUUCAGAAACCUCCAAGAGCCUCAGAGCUUUUAAAGCAAUAUAUAGUCUCAUGCAAUGCAAUCUGCUUUUGAAACAUAGCACAAUUUUUCAUCACGGUAGUUGCGGUCAUAAGCUUGGCAAUGAAACAGUUCAUGCGUAUCAAGUUCCAUCGCAAAUAAAAACUAGCCCAAUUUUACGAGAGAUUAACUCAAGCUUUAAAGAACGCGCUAUAUUUCCUAGUAGAAUAAAAACCAUUGUUUCUCGAAAGUUUUCAAGGAUCGGGAAUGCAAUUUCAGAGCCAAAGAUUGGUCAUGUUACAGACAGACGUGUUUGGUAUAGCUGAUAGCCAGAUAAGCCCAGAAUCGUUUGAGGUUACAAAAUAGACAUGCUGUUAUUUAUAUACACUGUUUGGUUGCAUUUAGAGCAGGCUUUUGAAACCAUACUUAAAGAAAUGAAGCUUGAUAUAGAUGUCCUGGAAGAAACAUUCGCUUUAUAACUGUUAUUAGUCUUGUUUUGAGCAUACAGUCGCUUGCGCUGUCUUGUGUUAAAGCUGUGUGUCUAUGUAAAAUUAUCGAGAAAUCAGACUUGGGUGAAUCUUUUGCUUUCUGUCCUGCGAAACUCUAUCCGCGACUUGAUUCUUGACAGGCUAAGCUUGUUCUCGAUUUUAUAUCUGUUAUACAUGUAGUUACCCAGGGUAGGGAAAACAAAGCAAAAACAAUGAAGCAUUAAACAGUGCAUAACAAAAGUGAAGGCUAGUUUCAAAAACGCGCUUUCAAACCAGUUAACGAUUUUGCGUUAAUGUGAAAAAACGUGCAUGUGUUUUGCGUGUCUGUUGGUCACUUAUCUCUGAGCUGUACUGAAUCUUGAAACUUCGUCACUGCAACUAGAAAAUGCCCCAAAACUACCAGGUGUUCUCAGACUAUUAUUGCUAAAAACUGGGCACUGGCCAGUGCACGAUGUAAAAGCUUUGACAUCGGCACAUUUCUGAGCUCAUUGUUGUUUAAAAGAGCAAAUGAUGAUCUCUGAUAAAAAACAAUCUUGUGCAAGACAAUACCAAGUCCAAACGAGAUCGCAAAGCAAAUGGGGGCUUUGAACACAAAGUCGCCAGUUCUAAAAAGGUAACAUUUUAAUUUAUAAGUAGUCGAUGUUUCUGUUGUUUUUGCACAAGCUAAUGCUCAACAUUUCUCCCCUCCCCAAAAAAAGAAAAAUUGGCGUGAAAUUGUUGCUUUUUUAACGAUCGUUCCCGCAAAAUCGGCUGUUUUUUCCCGCAAAUUUGUCUCUAAAAAUCCCACGAAUUUGCUUUUUUCUGCGACUUAUCAGAGGCCCAGUGUUAUGAACGGUUUACAUCUUCUUGAUCUGGUCUCCUUUUUCUCUCUUUCUGCCCCCACUUUUUUUCCUUCACGAACAUCAAUAAUGUCCAAUCUUGACCAAUUGUAUUUUAAAAAAGUGAAGGACUGAAUUACAUUAGAAGCAUAGAAGAGCGGACAAAAUGUCCGGUCAUCUAAGGAUUUGACUGGACAAAACCUAUUUUUGACCGGACAUUGUCCGUUGACCGGCCGUUAAUUCAAGCCCUGCAUUUCUCUCAAACAGGUAUCUUUGAAAACUUAGUCGCCUGAACAUAAAAUUUACUCAUCCAAACAAACAGAAGCAAAGACCAAAAUAAAGGACUCAAUAUGGAUAAUCAUGCAAAAGCUUUUCUGAGAUGUUUCCUAGUAGUUGUUUAAAUUUGUUUUUCUAUUUCUGUGAGAAACAAUAUUUUAUGGUGAUCAAAUAAUAAGAUUAUGGUUUGAAGGAUGUACCCUUGUACAUUUAAACAAUAGAAAAUGUUUUCCAUGUUUGCAUGACCUGGUAUAAACACACGAGGCGUGGGGAGAAUUCGAGACAGUCAUGUUCAUUUUGGGUUUGCAUAACUUUUAAGAAUUCACCUAACCCCUUGAGUGUUUAUAUCAGGCUACACAAAUACAGGGAAAAAGUUUUCUUCUAUUGUGUUUAUCCAAUCAGAGUGCACGUACUAUCUUUGUUAUUGUAUAACUGCCAACUAAACAAUUUACAUCUCAAUAAUAUAAUCCCUGUUGGCUUAUACAUGUACUCCUUACAGAACUAUAAAUGUGUAUUUUGUACUCUGUGAUCUCAGUCCCAGAUCCACUGGGUGACAGCACAACUAAGUUGACAAUUGAUGUUAAUAAUAAUAGUAUUGUGUUAUUAGUAUGCUGGACAAAACUCUUCUGGAUUGAUGUUUUACUAUACAAAAAUAAAAUAAGCCAAGGAACCUUUAAAAUAUUUUUGUCCUUUAAACUUUAUUAAAUUCCACACAUGGAAAAUGUGAUCACACAAGGGAGGACUUGCAUUAAGGUGUAUCCAAACGUGGUAACUAAAUCACAAAGGUAUGCAAAAUCACCUGAUUUCUAAGAAAAACAAAUCAAAUCUUUUUCACUGAAAACAAAGUGUUGUCGUGUUAGAAUGUUGUCUCAAAAUAAAUCCUGCAGCGAAGACAACUCGGAGCACUAUAAUCCUUUCAUACAUCAGCAGUUUAGAGAGUCAAAUAUUCAAGUUAUAAUGCUACCACCAAAGGGCAAAUCGAACAGAGUUGUUUCAAGCUGCUGUGCAACAGAAUGUGAGAAAAUGGCAAGCUCCUUGGAGAAGAGCCGAGAAUAAGGUCCCCCAACUAUUCCAGAGGCUGAAAUAGCAGUGUCUGAAAUUCUUGGCCGACUACACUUUAACAAGGAAGCAUUUUGUGGCUGGUUUUAAGCGCAAGCAACAGGCCACCAUCUUCAAAACAGGUCGAAGACAGAUCUAUUGGCAAGAAGCUGGAGUUUUGAGAUGAUGAAAGUCGGAAGAAGGUGCCGUAUUUCAGUGGUGAAAUAACUUGUAGACUGUAAAUAAGUUUUUCUUCCAUUUUCUGGUUGAGUGCUUUUCAAAACAUCCAUGAACAUGUCAUGGUGACACUUUGUUAUGUGAUUCCUUUUUCUUAGAAAUCACGUGAUUUUGCAUAUAUGUACCUUUAUGAUUUUGUUACUAAGUUUGGAUAUGCUGUAAUGCAAGUCCUCCUUGCAAGGUCAACAUGAAAAUAUUUUUCCAUGUGUGAAAUUUAUAAUAACAACACAUCAAUCCAGAUCCAGAACAGUUUUGUCCAGCGUACUAAUGAUAUUGUGUUGUUCUAUAUACAACAAGACUUUCAUUAAAAAUUUACCCUUUUCCUGGUCAGGUAUUCCUCCUGAUCAGCAGAGAUUGAUUUUUGCUGGCAAACAGCUUGAGGAUGGAAGAACACUCAGUGAUUAUAACAUCCAGAAAGAGUCAACCCUACAUCUUGUCCUUCGCCUGAGGGGAGGGGGUAAGAAAAGAAAGAAGAAGAACUACACUACCCCCAAGAAAAUCAAGCAUAAGAAGAAGAAGGUGGGUGAGAUGCUCUGUUUAAGAUGGAAGCGCCAUGUUUUCAGUGAUUGCACAUUUGUCAUCUAAAGUUGUUCAUAGUCUUAUACUUUAGAAAGCAGGGUUCUCAUUAAGUUUUGAAGUAGACAGGUAGGAUGUAAAUGUAGGCAGUGUGGCAAUCAAGUGCUGUAGGCGAUUUGAGGCUUUCAGGGCCUCACUUUUCCCAUGUUCUUCCAACAGUUGAUGGCCCAGACCUCAAGGUAGCCGGUUUUCAGCCGGUUGCUGGCACUUAAUGAGAACCCUGGGAAAGUAUCAGAUAUGGUUGGCCCAGGUUCAUGCAGCUUAAAUCUGCUAUGUGAUGACCGGGACCCACAACUUAACUUCACUAACUUGUCUUCUCUAAGAGCAGAAGUUACUGAAAAUUGUGACAAACCUAAAAACGCACAUGAAAAACUAUUGUGAGCUUCAUGUGGGGUGAAGGUUUACGCUCCAGAAAUUCCAGGGGUUUUUUGUUAUUGUUGUUGUUUUUACAUGCUUCUCCUUUUUUAAAAAAGUACCUGGAGGAUCAUUUUAAUAACAAAACAGACUAAAGUGCCAUCCCUUUUAGAUAACAUGUCCGGAUAUGUGAUCAUACUUUCUGCAUUAUUACCACAUGCAAUAAAUUCUAUAAAAAGCAGUGUGAAAAAGGCAGUUUCUGAUCAUAAACCUCAAGGGGUAAACGUGAUGUUUCCUUCCACCUUUAGGUCAAGCUGGCAGUGCUGAAAUACUACAAAGUUAAUGAAAACGGCAAGAUCCUCCGCCUGCGGCGAGAAUGCCCAGGGGAUUCUUGUGGGGCCGGUGUUUUCAUGGCCAACCACUUUGACCGCCAAUACUGUGGCAAAUGUUGCCUCACCUAUGUGUAUAGCAAACCUAAAGAUGAAGGCAAACAAAAAUAA
Porites evermanni is the source of this 7385-nucleotide messenger RNA. The record is from the annotation of a GenBank genome assembly. Lineage: Eukaryota; Metazoa; Cnidaria; Anthozoa; Scleractinia; Poritidae.